CAGGUACUAAUGCAACAGUCCAGGUAUUAGCUAUCGUCUUGUCAAUUUUGAACCCACCUUCCUAUCACCUUGCCUUCUCACAGGUCGGAACACUAGGUCCGACCCGACAAAUGCCUGAAACUCUUGAGCAUCCGCCUUAAUGGCCCAACAACUUGUGGGGCCUUUUGCUCCUUCACCAGCUUCAGCGCAGCCAGCGGCCCAAACGGAGGCCCAGCAAGGCACUGCUGGAGCGGACGGGGUUGGAGCGCCGCUAAAGACGAGGAAACAGUAUACUAUAUCUAAGCGUCGUGAGCGCUGGACGGAUGACGAGCACGCGCGGUUUGUGGAGGCUCUCAAGCUGUAUGGCCGCCAAUGGCGCAAGAUUGAGGAGCAUGUCGGCACCAAGACUGCAGUCCAGAUUCGAUCCCACGCACAAAAGUAUUUCAAUAAGCUGGAGCGAGCUGGUGGUGGCGCGGAAGCCAUUGAGGUGCCUCCACCACGCCCAAAGCGAAAGACAGCGCCUCUUCCGCAGCGUGGCGAACAGCAGAGAGGGACCACUGGUAGCGAUGGUGCAGGACAGGGAGGCGAGGAAAACGGCUCUGACGGCGGCAACGCCCUGCAGCCGCUUACAAACGAUGACGACUGGUUGCCGUCCGCGGAUUUGCAGCAGCACCUGCAGCAGCUUCAGCCGUUAAGGCAAGGCUCGCGACCGCCCAGUCAGCCGCCCCCGCUGCCGUUAGGACAACCAACCGGGACGUCACCGCAACGGCUCCAACCGCUGUCCUCGCAUGCGCUGGUGCCGUUUCGCCCCCAGCUGGCUCCUCUGGCCGGCCCCGGUCUGACAGCCGGGCAGGACCUCCGGUCCGCGGCAACCGCCCUCCAACCGCCGCCUGCAGCUGCCGUGGCGGAUCCCCUGCCUGCGUCCGCUCAGCUCGCCCAGCCAUCGCAGAGCAUGCUGCCGCUUCCCGCCGUUCCCAGGACCCUCUCCCUGCCAGUGCUCGGCGGGCCGUCGCAGCAGCUGCUGCUGCCGCCUCCAGGUGCCGCCGGGCCGCCACCGCUGCAGGCCCCCCAGCCCUCCCAGCCCCAAGCCCAGUCCCGCUCACCGCCCCCGCUUCCGCAGCCCCAGCCGCCUCCUCCGCGGCACUCGCUGGCCGACAGCAUCGCGCGCAACAUCGCGCUCAACAUGGCCCAGUGGGCGCAGGCGCAGGUGGCGCUCUCCGACGCGCCGGGCGCCUCCGCCAGCCACCUGGCAGCGUCGCACGGCGGCUCGCCUGACCGCCACCGCCGUCAUCUCAGCCGCCGGUGAGGCCAUUCAGCAUCGGAUUCAGGAGAAGGCCGCCGCCGGCUUCCUGCCGUUCCUGGUGCACCCGCUGGCGGAGCUGAUACCGCCCACUCUGGCCGCCUCCGCCAGCGGCGCCACCACCUCCGGGCACAGCGCCCCGCCCUGGGCGCUGUCGCUGCCAGGCCAGCAGCAGUCGCUGCUGCACGUGCUGGCAGCGUCCAGCAGCGGUCGGGGUAUGGGCGGAUCCGGGCUGUACAGCCACCACCACCACCACCACCACCAUCACCACCACCAGCCGCCCUCGCAGUCGCAGCAGCAGUCACAGCAGCACACGGCGCCGCAGUCCGCCCGCCCGUACCGCUUCUCGCUAGACCAGGGCGCGCCGUCGGGGCUAGGCGGCCUCACGGGGAGCGACCCGCUCACGCACACCCAUACGCACACCCAUACACACACGCGUGACGAGACCACCACAGGUCAGCUCACGGCGACUCCCGGCAGCAGCCAGCAAGUGCAGCAGGCGGUGUCGGGGCCAACCAACAGCCCGCAGCACAUGUCGCCGAACCUGGCGGCGGCGGCGGCUGGCGGCGGCGCCGUCCCCAGCGGCAGCGGUGGACUGGGUGUGACCAGCAGAAGUCUGAUGCGGAUGGCUAGCCUGGGGGCACAGACACAGCCGCUGUCGCUGUCGCUGGCUGCUCUCGGCGGGGUUGCUGGUGCGGGUCGUGGCCUUGGAUUGGAGUCGCAGCCGCAGCAGCAGCAGGCGCAAGCAUGGGAGGCGGGUCCUGGCGGCGCUUCGGUGUCGCUGCAUCCCUCCGCGUCGGAGCUCAUGCACGCUCUAGCACUGACGUCACCUUGGGAUGAGGAGCCAGGUCAACAGCAGCAACAACCCUCCAGAGAGGGACUGGGGCGGCUGAUGGCUCAUGGGUUGGCCGCAGCCGCAGAGGGCAUGCUGGGUUUAGACACGCAUCCUUCCGCAUCCGCUGCGACCCUCACGAGCGCGGAAGGCCUCGGGGCGCUGAUCGCAGCUGCUACGCUGGGGGCGGCGGGCGUCGCCACCCAGCCCCAGCCCCAGCCGGGACCUCCGCUGCCUGCGCGGCCGCCACAGGACCCUCAGGCGCCGCCGCCGCCCCCGCCGCAGCACCUGAUGGAUACGCAUGCGUUGCUGCCUGGCUCAGGUCCCUGCUCGGCCUUCCAGGUCCUCCGCCCUCCCCCUGCACAUGGCCAUCCGCCGCAGCCGGCCCCUGGCUUGGCGCUUACCUCCCUCUUUGAUCCACGUAUGCGCGCGAGAGAACAGCACCAACUGCAAGACCGGCAGCAGCAUUGGAAGGAGCAACCGCCGGAGCAACUGCAACAGCAGCCGCAGGUGGAGCAGCUGGUGCAGCACAACCUGCAACAGCGUCAGGAGCCUGGCGACAUGGGCAGCGACCCACGGGUCCGUGCACGUUCGCCGUCCCCUCCACGUGAGCAUCACCACCAUCACCAUCAGCCGGUGGAGGCAACGCAGCAGCUGGCGUCACGGCGUCACCCCCUGCCUCCCCAGCCCCCCCAUACCGACGUCCAUCUCGGAGGCUCCCAGCGGUCCCAGCAGCGGCAGCAGCAGCAGUCCUCCUCCCAGCAGCGGCAGCAGCGCCCAUCCUCCGACGCCAUCAAGCGUGAAACAGCUUCGCAAGACGAAGCCAGGCAGGAGGACCGAGGCCGAGAGCGGGAGCGAGACCACCACCAUCACCACCACCAUCAUCACCAUCACCAUCAUCGCAAUAGCGACCGAGACAGGGGCUCAAGGUCUGCUGUCAUCGCACGCAACGGCGGCGGCUGUGAGACCGAUGACGGCCAGCAGCGCCCGGGUGAGCCUGGCGCCGCCGGGAGGCCCUCCUUGGAGCUGGCGGAGGCUGCGGACAAGUCCUCCGGGGCCUCGGGAUGUGCCGCCAACGCGGGGGCGCAGGCGGCCGCUGCAGCGGGCCGGGCCGCGCAACGGGUCGGGGCCAACGCUGGCGACGCAGCAGCAGUUGCGGCAGGGAAGCCACUCGACAGCGCUCGACACCACCAUCACCAUCAACACGGUGGGGGUGAGGUGCGGCAUCCGGAUCUCGACAUGGGAGACCCGCCGGGGCUGCUGGGUGACGGCGACGCGUCUGCCGGGUUGUCGCACCGCUGCCUGACCUCGCGGCGACCGCACCAGGACGCCGGCGGACCGCAUCACCAGCAGCAGCAGCAGCAGCCGGCCGCGCAACGUCCCGACAGCUCUAGCGGCGGGGAGGCAGCACAGGAGCAGCAGCAGUCGCACCACCACCACCAUCACGCGGGCAGCCAUGCGAAGCCGCACCCGCACCCGCACCGACUUCCCCAGCCUCCGCAACCUGCUGCUCCUCAGGGGCAGCAGCCCGGCCGAGACAGCCGCCACCAGCAACACCAGCAGCGGCAAAGGCUGCCUUCCAGCGGCCCGCAGCCGCAGGAGUCAGCUCGCCAGGCCGGCAGCGCACCCGCACACCGUCACCAUCAUCAUCACAACCCUCCCAGCAGCGCCGCUGGCGGGGGCGGCGGCGGCGGAUGGCUCGACGACUACGGCCUCGCUGCGUCCGGUGACGGCGCCUACCAACUGGGUCAGCUGCAGUACCUGUCGCAGCACACGGGCCCCGGGCUCAGCGGCACCACCGGCUCCGCGCUGAACAGCCUGCAGGAGGUGCUGCAUGGGCCCGACCUGGCGGCCAUGGUGCCGCUGCUGGCGCCCUCAUGCAACGUGGCGGGAGCCGGCGGAUCGGGUUCCGGAGCCCCGCUGCAGCAGGACGCCGCGGCGGCGGCGCAGCUGGCACGGCUGUCCGGCUCUGCGGAGCAGCAGCAGCCGCACCAGCAGCAUGCGGGGAGGCAGCAGGGGGGCCAGCAGCUACGGCAGCAGCAGGGGGCUCAGACGCAGGGGACGGACCAGCAGGACGGCGGCUCGGGCAACGGCACGGAUGUGAAUGUGUACAUCCGGGAUUGCUCGCUCAUGUCGCCGUCGGGGCAGAUGCCGCACUCCUCCUCGGGUCCGUCCUCGCAGCAUCACCCGCCCUCCUCGCAGCACGGGCAGCGACAGCAGCAGCAGCAGCAGCCGCCGCCGCAGCAGCUGCCUCUUCCAGGGCCGCAUGUCGAGCAGCAGCAGCAGCUGCAUGGCCUAACGAUGCAACAAGCAUCCCGCCCAACAGCCCUACACUCACCCGCUCCGGAAACAUCUUGUCAGCGUGACGGCUCUUCACGCCAAACCCCGGACCAAAACGCCGGAUCAAACGCGGAGGCAGCGGCCGCCGCUGCCGGCUCGCCAAAGGCCCCGCAUUCCGGCAGUGAUGCCGCAAAUGCUGCUGCCGCCGCCGGCGGCGGCAGCACCCAUGCCGCCGCUGACACCGCAGUUCCCUCAGGAGCCGUCACGACCGACGCUCGCUGCGGCAGUGGCGGCGGCGGCGGCUCAGGCGGCGGCGCCGAUGGCGUUCAAACCAGCGGACCAACUGGGGUUGCUGCGGCACGGGCCCCGGUGCACGGCCUGGGAGCUCGUCACGAGACGCCGCCUGUGGCGGUGUCAGCUGGCACACGUCAGGGCCUCAGUGCCGGCGCAGGUGCGGCCCUUGCUGCUCGAUCCGUGCAGGCCAGCAACCCCACCGGCACGCAGGGGGCGGACACGCUGACAGGUGUUGGCGCCACGGCCGGCGAGGGUGCCGAGCGGGGCACUGCAGUGACCGGUGCGGAGCCGAGGUCUCGGUCGGACAGCGGCGGGCAACAGCGCCAGCGCUCGGGGUCAAAGUCGGGUAGCGAUUCGGGCGCAGCUGUGGCAUCCCGGGAGGCAAGACCGGGUACUUCUAGCAUCGGGGCGCAUGCGCCAUUGCUCGGGACAGCGCAGCAUCGAGCUUCCGCCGCUGCUGCUGCUGCUGCUACCGCUACUGCGAAGGGC
Molecule: messenger RNA, 5174 nt
Organism: Astrephomene gubernaculifera
Lineage: Eukaryota; Viridiplantae; Chlorophyta; Chlorophyceae; Chlamydomonadales; Astrephomenaceae
Source: the annotation of a GenBank genome assembly